ACACUUCUCUCCCAUCAUCAUUUUCACGAAGCUACUCCAGAGUGCUCUCAACUUGUUACCUCCUAAGUCUCACCAUCUAUCCUCAUGCACGCACAUCACAUAUCUAGUUCCUGUGACGGAGCAAUUCCAUCACAUCACCAAGUCAAAAGAACCCAAUUGCAGCACUCCUUUCUAAUCAGGGUCCAUAGAAAAAAGAUGAUCCGACCCUAGGGUUCCGAAGACCUGGACAACGUCUAAUCUUCCUCAGCUAGAUAAAUAAUCUUAUCUACAGCCCUUCUGUGGGAAUUUUCCUUUAUGUAUGAUUUUUCCUUUCUUCCCAACUUCGUUCCAAUCAACCCUAGUAGACGCCGUUUCAGAGCUGUAAAAAGACUUGAAACAUCUUACCCUUGUCGAGGGUCCACGGGAGAUCGACCGAAAUGCUAUUGGACGACUUUCGUGUUUCCAGGAUAUUGUGGUCCCUAAGCCUGAUCCAGUUCUCGGCGAGAGUUGUACCAUUGCUUGUUUUAUCGUGUGACUCAUGUCUGUCAGGUUUUGCAGACGUGUUGUUGAUCUUUGAGACUUGGCUAGAACAGUACGAAAGCGAGAAGUGCUCGCGAUACGAGCAAGUCCUCAAUCUACAAGGCUCCUAGCUUCGUUUGCCUCCACCUCGCGACUCAUGCUCUGGCAAACAUAUCCCGCGGAACCCGGUUUUUGUGAUUUCCACGGCUGAUACCUUCUAAUCGCCGCCUCAAUAUCCCCGGCAGCUGGCCUCGCCCGCUUUGGCUCUGCUCGCAUCUGGCGUGAUACACUCCCUAUACACGCCGCGUCUGUAGAAAUCAUCAAAAACGCUCGGCUCUUCGCGAAGCAUUUAUACGCUAGUCGGAUCGGACGGCUAUGUUUUCAAAAGACAUGUCAUCUUCGAGGAGCGAAGAACAAACAGUCUCACAUCAGAAGAGAUCAACCGCAAAGAGUCAGGACGAAGAAUAGAUGAAAUGGGGCCGCUUUCCCACCCCCCUACCUGCGAUGCAUGCGUCAACAGCAAGCCUGGC
Molecule: messenger RNA, 1028 nt
Organism: Mytilinidion resinicola
Lineage: Eukaryota; Fungi; Ascomycota; Dothideomycetes; Mytilinidiales; Mytilinidiaceae
Exons: 1
Coding region: 417-629 (70 amino acids)
Source: RefSeq, a predicted model, not a curated record